Fulvia fulva is the source of this 1923-nucleotide messenger RNA. RefSeq lists its product as uncharacterized. The coding region runs from base 1 to 1923 and encodes 640 amino acids. The record is from RefSeq and is a predicted model, not a curated record. The transcript has a single exon. NCBI's taxonomy places the organism in Eukaryota, Fungi, Ascomycota, Dothideomycetes, Mycosphaerellales, Mycosphaerellaceae.
AUGCCCGUCUCGAGAAACAGCGUCGACUACAAGACCGCGCUGCUACGAUUCCUCCUCAAGACUCACGAACAGUUCCCGGAUCCUGACAUCCGCAAGUUCUGGGACCAUGUUGCAGACCAGUUCUCAUAUCCCGACCUGCCCACGCCCCAAGGCGACGAGCUCGAGGAGUUUUGUGACACCGAAGUCCAGCAAUGGCAGAUCGAGUGCGACAGCUUCACGAAGCGCCGACGGAAAGGCCAUGAAAAGGGAUCGCCAUACGACAUCUUGAUGGACCAAUGGGCCGAGACCUGGGAUGCACGACUCUUGGACCAUUGGCAGCACCUCGUCACCAACCCGGGCCAGAACCAAGGCAACUUCGACGCUGUCCCCUCAGAAUUUCGUGCAAAAGUGAAAGAGAGGGUAGCAGCCAGUGAAAGGAUCGACCAGAAGUCGGGCCAGGGCUCUGCCAAAAAGACACCUCCACGCAAAGCAAAGGACCAGCCGCGCACCAGCCAGACCGAGAGCAGAAACUUCGAGUAUGAUGGGGAGAAACUGAAGCGGGUGGUUGAGGCCGCCAAGCAGCGAGCAUGUGAUGUGGGCAAGCCUGAUCUUGCUCAAGCCGUCAACCAGAUCUACCUUGAUGCAUUGAUAGACAUGCGGCUUCGCGUUCUGCUGGAAGCUAUCCUUACCCAGGAAGCAACUGCCAAGCAGAAUGAAGAAUUCCAAGAAUAUGUCAGGCGAGCCAAGAGGAAGCUACGAGACACAAAGGGAAAAGACGACAAGCAGGCAGACUCCAAGAAAAGCAGUCCGCAGGUUCAGAUCGCCAACAAACAACAGAAGGUCAGCGCAGCCAAGAAGGACAAAGAUAAGACUCCUGGUGUCGGUGCCACUCAAGGCUCCAUCGACAGCGGCUACGGCAGUCAGAGAGACGACAAGGUUACGAACGACAGUGUAUCUGGUAGCAGCUUCAGCCGUGGCAACAGCGAAGCCGUGGACGGUAACAAACGUAGACGGGCAUCGAUAACGUCGGCAGCCGCUGCUGAGCAGGCCGACCUGGAGGAAGCUGAGCGUGCUUCGAAGCGCAGAAAGCAAGCAGAUGAUCGUGACGACAGCGGCAGCUAUGGGCAAAAGAAACCGAAGAGCUCUGCCCUCAAGCAUCCGAUGGCCAAGCGCGCACCGAAUUCAGCAGAGAGCGGUUCCGAGCUAUCAGAAGCUGGAGACACAGAUAUCGAGGCGGCUAAGGAAGCAUAUGUCGACGAGAUGGUGCGCAAAAAGUCGGCCGAAGCAUCAAAACAAGCCAUCGAAGAGCAAUAUGGUCCAGUGUCUCCCACCGUGGCAGACCAUCGAUCACCGGCUGCAGAGUCAUGGCGAUCAAUGCCUUCGCCGAACUUCCCAGCGUCAACCCCAGCCCGAGGAGCAGAAGCCCAAGCUACUGCUGGAGCUUCCAAUACAGGACCUGGAGCAAGUACCGCGGUGAUGAGAGUGCCUAGCCCACCUCCAGAGCAGCUCACCGAGGAUGAAGGCAGCCAUGCAUUCAAGAUCAUUACCGGCGCAACCGUAGAAGCGAUGGCACCAGCCAUGGAGCGGCUUGAAGCCAAAUUGGACUCGCUAAUAAGCCAAAGACCGCAAGAAAAUCCUCUACAAGACAUGAUUAAUGCAUCCAAGUCCAAGUCGAAAGGCAAGGAUGCUGCUACUUCUGCCAGUCAGGAUCUGGUGAACGUGGCCGAUAUGCUGCAAUCUGGCGAUCUGGAUUUGAAGAAUCCUGACACCACGAAGCUCAUAUCGCAGCUCGCUCGUAACGCAGCUGAAGCCUCAAUUCACGCAGCAGAGGCAGCAAGGCGAGCUGGAGAGAUGGCGAGGGACGUUAGCAUGGUUCUCAUGCAUCUUGGCACAAAACAGACGGGCAAGCAGACGGCGAAAGGUGGUCAACGCAAGCAGGAAUAG